Molecule: messenger RNA, 6226 nt
Organism: Anoplopoma fimbria (sablefish)
Lineage: Eukaryota; Metazoa; Chordata; Actinopteri; Perciformes; Anoplopomatidae
Gene: nrp1a
Product: neuropilin 1a
Exons: 19
Coding region: 866-3643 (925 amino acids)
Biological process (GO): vascular endothelial growth factor signaling pathway; axon guidance; angiogenesis
Cellular component (GO): membrane
Molecular function (GO): vascular endothelial growth factor receptor activity; semaphorin receptor activity
Source: RefSeq, a predicted model, not a curated record
GCUGUAAAGAAAGGUCUUCUGGAGAGAAGGAAGGUGCUACAAUCUCUUAAAACCCAGUGUGGCCGAGAUCUCUGAGGGGAAACAAACAAAGGCCAAGAAUCCCCACACCAAGCCGGAUUUCACUUGUGACAGCGCCGAAUGAAAGGGAGCGAAACGCGGAGAGAGACCUGGAGAGAUCAGCGCCGGGGAGGAGACUAGUCUGGACCGCGGAGAGAGGAGAGCGAGUCGCCCGGUUGUGUCGGUUGUGCGUCUUUGCGCGGUGGAGACCCAGGACCGAACCGGACUGUGCUGUGGUUCUCCCCCCGGCGUACAACAACAACAACAAAAAAAGGCGGGGAGGGGGGGAAUAACUUGCUUUUUGUGAGUCUCUGGAGAAGACCUGAGACAUUUGAACAAGAAAUUGGAAGGCAGCCUGUCGGAUCGGACGCUCCGCUCCUCCACGCAUGUUGGAGGUGGAGAGAGGAGGGCUGAAUGCCUGCGGCUCUGCGAGUCCUCAAGACGCAGCCAAGGAUUACCUCCUGCCCGGGCAUCGUUUGACGGAGUAAGAACGCAAGAAGAAAACACAGGGAGUGGGUCAUUUCUUCUUCUUCCCGCAUCUUUGGCUCUUUUGUUGGGGUUGGGGUGAGGAUAUGGCCCGGCGGUCGCUGGAGAGAGAGCCCGCACAGGCGAGAGGAAACAGGAGCUGAAGGACAGGAUGCCAGCGACCUGAACUAUUCUAACUUCGUUUUUAAAAGAAAGAGAGACGAUCCUUCUUUAUUUGUGUCGAUUCAAGAGAAAGAAUACUGCAAGAAGAACCUUCUGGAGGAGUUUCAUUAUUAUCUUUUUUUUGUAUGCGUAAUUUUAUUUUUUGGGUGAGGAAACAAGGAUGCAUUGUGGAUUAGUCUUGAUCCUGUUCAUGGGAAUCCUUUUGGUGGUCAAGGCUUUCAAAAACGAUAAAUGUGGAGGCAACAUCAGAAUCUCAACCGCCAACUACCUCACCUCGCCCGGAUACCCCCUGUCCUACCCCUCUUCUCAGAGAUGCGUGUGGGUGAUAUCUGCGCCUGGUCCUCACCAGCGGAUCCUCAUCAACUUCAAUCCGCAUUUCGAUCUGGAGGACCGGGAGUGCAAGUACGAUUAUGUGGAGGUGCGAGACGGUGUGGACGAGAGCGGUCAGCUCGUGGGGAAGUACUGCGGGAAGAUCGCUCCCUCUCCGGUCUUCUCCUCCGGAAACCAGCUUUUCAUCAAGUUCGUGUCUGACUACGAGACGCACGGGGCAGGUUUCUCCAUCCGCUAUGAGAUCUUCAAGACAGGUCCAGAAUGCUCCAGGAACUUCACCUCCAACAGCGGUGUCAUAAAGUCGCCCGGUUUCCCAGAGAAGUACCCCAACAACCUGGACUGCACUUUCAUGAUCUUCGCCCCCAAGAUGUCCGAGAUCAUCCUGGAGUUCGAGAGCUUCGAGCUGGAGCCCGACCCGACGCCCCCCACCGGCGUUUUCUGCCGCUACGACAGACUGGAGAUCUGGGAUGGCUUCCCUGGAGUCGGGCCAUACAUCGGGAGGUACUGUGGGCAGAACACACCAGGCAGGAUCAUCUCCUACACGGGCAUCCUGGCACUGACAAUCAACACCGACAGCGCCAUCGCUAAGGAAGGCUUUUCCGCCAACUUCACUGUGAUCGAAAGGACCGUUCCGGAGGACUUUGACUGCAGCGACCCUCUGGGAAUGGAAUCGGGAGAGAUAACAUCGGACCAAAUCAUGGCCUCGUCCCAGUACAACCCCAGCUGGUCCCCAGAACGCUCCAGACUCAACUACUAUGAAAAUGCAUGGACGCCGGCAGAGGACUCAAACAAAGAGUGGAUACAGGUGGACCUUGGGUUCUUGCGGUUCAUCUCGGCCAUUGGCACCCAGGGCGCCGUUUCCCAGGAGACCCAGAAGAUCUACUUUGUCAAGUCCUACAAAGUGGACGUCAGCUCUAAUGGAGAGGACUGGAUCACUUUGAAGGAAGGCUCCAAACAAAAGGUUUUCCAAGGCAACACCAACCCAACAGACGUUACCAAGACGAUGCUGCCCAAACCCACGCUGACGCGCUUCGUCCGGAUCCGUCCCGUUACCUGGGAAACAGGCAUCGCGCUGCGCUUCGAGGUCUAUGGAUGUAAGAUAUCAGAGUACCCAUGCUCGGGCAUGCUGGGCAUGGUAUCAGGCUUGAUCACUGACAACCAGAUCACCGCAUCCUCCCAUACGGACCGGAGCUGGGUACCGGAGAACUCCCGCCUGCUGACCAGCAGGACUGGGUGGACCCUGCUGCCCCAGCCCCAGCCCUAUACCAGCGAAUGGCUGCAGGUGGAUCUCGGUGAGGACAAGCUGGUGAAAGGGCUGAUCAUCCAGGGAGGGAAGCACCGUGAGAACAAGGUCUUCAUGAAGAAGUUCCGCCUCGGCUACAGCAACAAUGGCUCCGAUUGGAGGAUGGUGUUGGACACCAGUGGGAACAAGCCAAAGAUAUUUGAAGGGAAUAGCAACUACGACACUCCUGAGCUGAGGACGGUGGAGCCCCUGCUGACCCGCUUCAUCAGAAUUUACCCAGAAAGGGCCACUCCUGCUGGCAUGGGCCUGCGACUUGAGCUCCUUGGCUGCGAGAUUGAAGCUCCUACACUCCCGCCUUCCACGCAAGUCCCGAGCACAACUCCGUCGGACGAGUGUGACGACGACCAGGCGAGCUGCCACAGCGGCACAGGUGAUGACUACGACGUGACAGCAGGGGGUACCACGAUGCCAGAGACCACUACUGCUGAAGUGGAUACUAUUCCAGCUUUCCUGUGGUUCGCCUGCGACUUCGGCUGGGCCAAUGACCCGUCCUUCUGCAGCUGGACGUCAGAAGACACUGGUUCAAGGUGGCAGAUCCAGUCCAGCGGCACCCCCACCCUCAACACUGGACCUAACAUGGACCACACAGGUGGAUCAGGGAACUUCAUCUACACCUUGGCGACAAGUCCCCAAGAGACCGAGGUGGCUCGGCUGGUCAGCCCAGUGGUCAGCUCCCCGGACUCCGACCUGUGUGUGUCCUUUUGGUACCACAUGUUCGGGCCGCACAUCGGCACGCUGCAUAUCAAACAGCGCAAGCAGACUGUUGAGGGACCGGCUGACAUCCUGCUGUGGACGGUCAGCGGUCACCAGGGCAACCGCUGGAGGGAAGGUCGUGUCCUUGUGCCCCGCAACAACAAACCCUAUCAGGUUGUGAUCGAAAGUCUGGUGGAGAGAAAGAGCUGGGGAGACAUUGCUGUGGAUGACAUUAAGGUUCUCAAUGGACUCAGCAUGACGGACUGUAAAGAUCCUGACGUUCCCACUGAGCCGAUGCUACCAGAGGACCGCUUCAACGAAAUCCUUGAAGAGAUCACUGAAUACCCCGACUUUGUGGAGACCAACCAGAUCAGCGGAGCGGGCAACAUGCUGAAGACGCUCGACCCCAUCCUCAUCACCAUCAUCGCCAUGUCCGCCCUGGGGGUCUUCCUGGGUGCCAUCUGCGGCGUGGUCCUGUACUGCGCGUGCUCGCACGGAGGCAUGUCGGACAGGAACUUAUCAGCCCUGGAGAACUAUAACUUUGAACUUGUGGACGGUGUCAAGCUAAAGAAGGACAAACUCAAUGUACAGAGCUCAUACUCAGAGGCGUGAGAUGGGACUGGGUGCAUUUGCGUGACUGUAUGACGUGCAUAGCUCGCAGAGCGUGCACAAGACUGGCUGUAGGCAUAUCCUCUCGUAUAUCCACGAGUGGGCCGGCUCAAAGGACUGCCGACACCCUCAACUCGCUGGAUGAGGGACAGGUUCAGGAACCAAUGGGAGGUUCAGACUGAUCCACGCUUUUCUCAGGAGCUGCAGUAAAAAAGAACCUACCAGUAGGGGACACUGUGUACAGAUAAAAUACAGAAAAAUUAUGUACAGAUGAUUUAGAUGAUAUUUUAAUUUUCUAUUUUGAUUUUCAUUAAUUUUUACAAUCGGAUGCUGGUGUUGAGACCAAUUUAUUAAUAAUGUUUAAAGUAUUUAUCGUUUUCUGGGAAAGAAAUGUUUGUUUGUUCUAUUAUCAGUUCAUGAAGGCUGUUGUUUUCUUUCAAGUUUUGAAAGAGACGUAUCAAAAUCCUAAAUGAACCAUAUCCGGCAAAACUGUAGAUUUGCCCUAGCUUACAGGGUGUGAUCAUAAUCCAUGACCCUGAAACAUGCACCCUUUUCCCAUUGACCUCUAUCACUCUAAUGUGAGGGUCCCACUCAUGGCAAUGUAUGGUUCUGACAGUGCCUUUAGUACAUUUCGGUUCGGCCUCCUCUGUUGAUCUGGGUGUUUUUUACUGUACUAGGCCUAAGUUAUGAUCACAGGAAACACGGGCACAUUAUUUUAUAAAUACCUUCAGAACAGGAUAACAGUCUAUCACAGCGCUUUUUUUGUUGUUGUUGUUGUUGUUGUUGUUCUCUGUCCAAAAACCACACACUGUAAAUAAGUUUUAAUAUAUUUUAUUGCCCUUUUUAAAGAAAGUAAAAAGGAAAAAAAAAAGGCUGCAGUAUCCCUUUUUUCAUGGGUUUGCUUGUGUGUAAAUACAAUCUUCUGACUGUUUUGUGGAAGGUGCAGUGUUAUGUUUUUUGUUUUUAUUUUUAGAAUAAUUUGCUCAGACGAGUAAGAUUUGUGUGGUUUUACAACAAUUUUCAAUGUGCAUUCAAGCAAUCUGUCAUCAAAAACACCCACUUCACAAAAAUACCGCAGAAAGACGAAUGAAUCAAAAGGUUGAAAAAAAACAAAAAAACACAGCUGACAUGAUGAACUCUUAUCGACUGAUCUCUCAGAACAUUUUCACAUCAAACAAGCUCAUGUCGACGGCAGAGGAGGUGAUGAAAUAUAUUAAAUGUCUGCCAGCAUACCAAAAAAACAAGAAAAACCAACAACAAUCAUCAUGGCUUUGCUUUAGCUCAGACCUAGACUAGCUCUUCACCUCCAAACGUCACUGUGGAUUGUUCACUGAAGAAGUGCCAUCCGGACAAUGCAGCUUGAAUGCACUUUGUCACUGAUCCCCUCGUGAUAGGAGCCUAGAAUAAGAGGGGUUAAACACACUAACUGAAGAAUGGUGCUAUCAUUACUUUAGCCAGACAUGUUGUCUCACGAUGAACCCAGUUUGUAACUGUUCACAUGCUGUAUUGUAGCUUAAAGGCCCAUCGGACCACGGAGGUUUUUUUUACGUGUUCCACGUGUAGCAGCCAUAACGUUGUGAUGUCAUUCGGGCGGGACACUGGUACAGCAGGGGGAUUGAGUGGCGUCAGCUGAAUCAGGUCACCUGGCCUCCCCUUCAGGGCUUUACCAAAGGACGGUGGCCCCCUUCUGGUUCACUGGGGGUUCUCACUUACAAAAUACUACAAAACCACGGUUCCCUUCAUCGUCGCUCACACAAGAACUGACUACUCCAUUGCUCUGUCAGAGCCUCUGGAGAGGAAAUCAAGAGGGGGAACGAUAGGACUCUUGGAGAGAAAAGCAGUUUUUUUUAUUAUCUCUUUUUAAGCUCAAAACAAACACAAUGUCACCUCGAAGUGAACUCUUCAGAUCUCUAUUGAGACUCUUGUUUGCGGAUGGAUGGAUGGAUGUAUGGGACAAUCCCAUUGCUACACACUACAAGGGGAAGGGACUCUGUGUGAACUCCCCGUGAGAAUGACAGUAUCAGGAUACAAGGGCCCACGGGAACGCAACUCUGUGGUUCUUACCCGCCACAAUAAAACAAUCAAAAACUUGAUUCCUGAAAAGAGGGUGAUGUCUUUUCCAUCCGUGUGCUCUGUAUGUCGUGCCGUGGUGAACACAUUCUCAGCUUGUUUGUUUCAGAUUUGACCUCUCACCUCUCCGUUUGCGCUCGCGGCCACGGAGGACUGUAGCUCCAGCGACGUCUGCUGAACUAGAGAAAAAGGAUACUGUAGCGUGGACUCAAAACAAACAAUGUUGCACUGAUAAAUAUAUUUAAGAGGAUUAUGUGUUUAUAGCGUUCAUUUGCAAAAAAAAAACAGAAGUCAAAAACACAAAAAAUGUGUUCAUUUAUUUCAUCUUUUUUAUAUAUAUAAAUAUAUAGUUUCAGAUUAUGUGAUGUAAUUCUGAAAUGUACAAAUAUUGAGAUGUUUUCAUUAUUGAAAAAGGCAUAAAAGAUUUUCCAACAGUUAUGUCCCUCCCCUCCAUUUACAUGGCAUAUUAACGCUUCGUUUUGUACUGUCAUUCAAAUUUUGUGCAGAUUCUUUUUU